CUACCGAAGAUGACCCACAACCUAUCGAUUUUCUAAAUUUAUAUACUAAAAUUACCUCUGCUGAAAAUGAAAAUCAAAAACAAAGUCAGAAAGUAAUUUUUCAAUACUAUAACUUCGGGAUAGCCAUAGCGAAACGCUUUAAGUUUCAUUAUGAAAAAUCAUAUAAUGUAAAUGAUGCUAAUAGUGAGGUAAACAAAGAAAUUGAAAAACAACUUCCCGAUGGUACUCCUGAAACUACUAUUCGAAAAAGAAAAGAAAGAGCCCAAAAGAUUUUUCAUUUAUUUAGUAAGAUAGGAACAAAUAAGAUAGGACGAAUAGAAUCUUAA
This is a messenger RNA of Dentiscutata erythropus, 326 nucleotides long. NCBI's taxonomy places the organism in Eukaryota, Fungi, Glomeromycota, Glomeromycetes, Diversisporales, Gigasporaceae. The record is from the annotation of a GenBank genome assembly.